GUAGAUGUUCUUUCAGUGUGAAACGGAUUGAGGAAAGUUUUACAACAAAGGUCUGACCACUAUUCUUCAACAUGACAAUAAAUGUUGUUGGACUAGUCGUGCUGUUAGUGUUUUACAUUGUGAUUUUGAUUGUUGGUGUUGCGGCCGCACGUCGUAAGAAAAUGUCCACCAAAGUGACAGCAAUGGAAUCGUCCAUUGUGGCAGGCAGGGACCUUAAUACUGUUGUUGGAAUUUUUACUGUAACAGCUACAACAGUGGGUGGAGGUUACAUAAAUGGAACAGCAGAAUCCAUAGCAACCAGUGGUCUUGUAUGGACCUUAGCACCAUUUGGAAUAUUUAUUGGACUUAUUUUAGGUGGUUUGUUGUUUGCCAAGAAAAUGAGAGACCAUAAUUACCUGACCAUGCUGGACCCAUGUCAAGAGGUAUAUGGUAAUGCCUUGGUGUUUAUGGUGUACCUUGCAUCCUUAUGUGGAGAUAUAUUUUGGACUGCAUCCAUUUUAUCAGCGUUAGGGACAAGCUUAAGUGUAAUUGUCAAUAUUCCUUUGACUGUUGCUAUAGUUACAUCUUCUGCAGUAACUAUAAUUUACACCAUGAUUGGUCAGAUGAUUUCUGUAGCGUAUACCGAUAUAGUGCAACUAAUGUUUAUUACAUUUGGAUUGGUUCUCAGUUUACCAUUCAUACUGACCAAUGAGAAUGUCGGAGAUAUAAGCAUAUCAGCUGAUACUUGGGUUGGAACUUUUGAUAUUUCAUUUGCGGGUCAGUGGUGGGAUCUCUUUGUUGCCAUGACACUGGGAACGAUUCCGUGGCAGUCAUAUUUCCAGAGAGUACUAUCAGUGAGGUCAGGAAGGCAGGCACAGAUGUUGUCUGUUGUUGGAGCAUGCAGUGCUGUAAUUCUUGUGAUUCCAUCUGUGGUUAUAGGAGCUGUGGCUACAAAUGCAGAUUGGAAUAAGACAAGUCUUGGCCAGUCACCUAUGGAUCUGAACCAGGGCAGUAUGGUACUUCCCCUUGUUUUACAGAAUUUUACACCAAAUAUUGUAGCAGUGAUUGGUCUAGGUGCAAUUUCUGCUGCAGUAAUGUCAUCUAUGGACAGUUCCAUUUUAGGAUCAAGUUCCAUGUUUACAUACAAUAUCUAUGCUCAACUGUUUAGAACCAAGGCAUCAGACAGUGAAUUACUAUGGAUACAGAGGCUAGCCAUUUUAUUUGUUGGAACCUUGGCGACAGUCAUAUCUAUAUUUGUUCCAAUUGUGUACGGAUUAUUUAUUUUAGCAGCUGACAUUGUAUUUGUGAUUGUACUGCCCCAGUUAUUGUGUGCUGUAUAUUUCAAAUGGACGAACAGUUAUGGUGCUAUUGUCGGAUACCUCGUAAGUGUGACAUUGAGAAUCGGCGCAGGAGAGCCUACCAUCAACUUUCCAGCAUUUAUUUUUUAUCCUGACUAUGAUGUCGAAACAGGACAAAACUUUCCAUUUCGAACAUUUGCCUUUGUAACUUCUGUACUAUGUAUUGUUAUGGUUUCAAUAAUAACAAGAUGUUCACAGAAAAUUGUGAAGUCUAAGACUAAAUAUAAUGUGUCGAAAGCGAGUGGAUCAAAAAGCAACAAAAAUAUACUAAAAGUACAAACAUUGAAUGGACAAUGACACUGCAUAGAACUAGGAGUCUUAGAUAUUUAUCAUAUAUUUUGAUAUUGAUUGCUGUAAAUGUAAAUCAUUAAUUAGGAGGAUAAAUUUAUUAGUCUGAUUCUUAUACC
Messenger RNA from Mytilus trossulus (common blue mussel), 1744 nucleotides. Its product is annotated as high-affinity choline transporter 1-like. The coding region runs from base 72 to 1634 and encodes 520 amino acids. Gene Ontology annotation, biological process: acetylcholine biosynthetic process; choline transport; transmembrane transport. The record is from RefSeq and is a predicted model, not a curated record. Gene Ontology annotation, molecular function: choline:sodium symporter activity. Gene Ontology annotation, cellular component: plasma membrane. The transcript has 9 exons. Lineage: Eukaryota; Metazoa; Mollusca; Bivalvia; Mytilida; Mytilidae.